This is a messenger RNA of Macrobrachium nipponense, 6086 nucleotides long. Its product is annotated as ubiquitin carboxyl-terminal hydrolase 1-like. Gene Ontology annotation, molecular function: cysteine-type deubiquitinase activity. Gene Ontology annotation, biological process: protein deubiquitination. Lineage: Eukaryota; Metazoa; Arthropoda; Malacostraca; Decapoda; Palaemonidae. The record is from RefSeq and is a predicted model, not a curated record. The transcript is spliced from 12 exons. Gene Ontology annotation, cellular component: cytosol; nucleus. The coding region runs from base 226 to 2046 and encodes 606 amino acids.
CUUCACUGAACGCGUCCCAAGUGAGGUUGGCCUUGUAUCGGCGGUGGAAGAAGCACGACCCCCGCAGAUGGUGUACCUCUUGUUUUUGUUGUUUUUUUUGUUUGGGAGACUUGUCAAACUGCCACAACUUGUCCUGGGUGACAUGGGCGUUUAGAGGUCUGGGAAAAUGUGCAUUGCUUGAUGAAUAGCAUUUCUCGGAGAAGUGUCGACUGAAGGGAGGCAGCUAUGCUACAGCCUGAAUCACAAGUAGAUUUGCAGUUUCCCAGAAAUACCAGUAACAGUCCGAUCAUGACUGCACUGGAAAGCAUAGGUGAAACCUCAGGGCAGGGCGGAAGUAAGUCUCGUUUGUCUUUGCGUCAGGCUCGUAAGCGAACGUUAAACUCUGAUAUAUCCCCGGCACCUGAACCACGGACAAGUCAUCGUUUUCGCACCUCGAGCACUGGGGAAUCGGACGAUAGAAAUAAGGUAGAGUGUGCAGUACCCACUUCUCAGACGCCUCCCACUUUACGGAAAAUGAGCUUGGGAAGAAACACCACCACAAGUAGUGGCCGCCGCACCGCUGGGGGAUCCUCUCAGUCAAGCGGAAUAACAGGUGGUGUGGUGGAUGGUGCGAUGAUUGGUGGUCGGGUCACUGGCGUGUGUCCCAUAGCCAACUUGGGCAACACCUGCUUCCUUAAUUCAGUGUUGUAUGCACUGAGAUUCUUGCCUGGCUUUACUCAUGAUCUUCACCAUCUCCAUAUGCAUUUACAAGCUGCAGGGAACCAAAGUGAUGGUACAUUGGACCAACGUAUUCAGUUUUUGUCAGAACUACAUAGUGUAUUUGUUAGUUUAGGGAAGGAAGAGAGAAAUGUCUCCGACAACAAAAGGAUACCUGCCUUUCAUCCCUAUGAUUUUUUAGAAGCUUUAAGAGUUGUUAACCCAAUGUUUGAGGGUAACAGACAGCAAGAUGCUCAUGAGCUACUGCACUGCCUACUCGAUCAACUUUGUCACUUACCGCAGGACUUGCGGGAAGGUAGACCAAAUGGUGCCACAAACUCUGAUCCAACACCAGUCACACAGGAAUCUGAUUCUAGUCCAGAACCCAAGAGGUUACGGAGAAGGUCAGAAAGAAUACAGGCCAUAGAAGAAGAUUCUAGUAAGGCUGUUGAUGUUGUAGGGUCCAAAUUUAUUGGUCGCAUGUGCCUUGAAACUUGCUGUUAUGAAUGUGAGAAAGUAACGGGGAGGGAAGAAAGCUUUCUUGAAGUGUGUGUACCUGUUAAAACCAAAGCCGAUUUUGAUGAGGAUGAGAAUGUCAGCGAGACUCAGGUGUUCAUGUCAGCAUUAUGCGAAGAGGAAUGCUUACGUGACAAUAAUAAAUAUUGGUGUGAUCACUGUUUUCAUCACAAUGAAGCGCGUCGUUCCGUCCACUUUUCUCAAUUACCACAUCAUCUUGUUAUUCACGUGAAGAGGUUCAGUGCUUAUCAUAGAAAUAUGUUCACUGCAAAAUGCAGUGAAGCAAUGCCUGCUCCUCUAGAACUACCAUGCUUUUGCCGUGCAUGUCUGUCAGAGCAGGUUCGGAAGCAGGCACUCAUGGAGCUAGAGAAGGAAAGCAGAACGACCAAACCAAAUACAAAUAGUAAAUCUGAUGUCUCUGGACAUCUGCCAUACCAUCUGACAGCUGUUGUGUGUCAUUUGGGAGCUACCUUAUCAUCAGGCCACUAUUUAUCCUUUGUACGUUUAAGUGCCCUUCAGUCUUCUAAGUGUCCAGAACAGCAUAUACAGCAGUUGCAGCAGCAGCAGCAGCAGCAACCAACUCAACCCCAGUCCAACUCCUCCGGAAAGCAUGACUGCCCGUGGAUGAGAUGCUGUGGGCUACACAUGGAUCAUAUUCACCCAGCGCCCAUUCUAAAUGGUCAUAUAGAUGGCAUGGAGUCUGGGAACGAACACGAAAAUAUGUGGUUAGAAUGUGACGACGAAAAGAUCAAACUAGUGACCUCAUCGGAAGUGAUCAGCAUGAUGCGGACUACUGUCAUCACUCCCUAUCUGUUGUUUUAUUCUCGCUUUUAGGAGGCAAACAUAGUGGGAAAGCAAAAACAACUUAACUCUUUCUGUGAUGAAAAUAUGAACAUUCUUUAAUUAACAUGUUCUUAGCAUCGUUUAUAAAGGUUACAAGAUUGAGUGGCAUUAACAAGAUGAAAUUAGUGCCUACGUAUUUUCCAUGACUCAAAUGUUGUAGUUGAUUGCAGUUUGCACACAUGUUACCACUUACCUCGAGAGUCAGGUUCUCUGUAAAAAUGACAAACCUAAUUUGGGGAGACUUUCCAUUUUUCCCUUUUCUUUGCAGGAAGUUAAAUCUAGGUCACUAGUGAUUUAAAAAAAAAAAAAAAAGUUUAAAGGAUAUGUUUUGUAGUAGAAUGCUGUUGCAUUUACAUGUAGUUCUAAAAAUUUUACUCUUGGAUACCGUGAUUUUUUGAACCGCAACCGUACAAAUUGACAAGAAUUCUAUAGAGGAGAGGAAACAAGUUGUGCAGUAUUUAAAGAACUCCAAAACUGUAAACAGCAUCAUGCAAUCUCAAAUCUUCAUUUAAAUUACAUACUAGCAACUGUAUAGUGUGCACAGCAGACAGAGGAGCAACCCAACUGCUUUCUUCUUGACAGUAAAGUGUCCAUAAAAAAAUUAAUCCAUUUAGAGAGCAUGAGAUUACUUAAGACAGAAAUCAACAAAAGUUGAAUGUAAAAAUUUUAUUGUUAAAAGGUAUAUAUGUAUUUGAAGAAUGUGAUUAUAAGUUCAAGAGAUCUUAUUGAGAAGUAGAUAAGAGAAAUCUCAAUUAAAUGCUUUAGAAUUAUGUUGGAAAUUAUUCUAAAACGGAAUUUAACAGCUCUUUGCAAUAGAAAUGUUCUACUUUAAAUUUACUUGGACAUAUGUUGACAAGCAGCCCUGAAAAGUGCAAUACAAUAUUUAUUGGAUUUUAUGUAUGUGCUGUUUUCCUGACACCAGUUACUUGUGAAACUUUCCUAAAGUAAUAGGAAUCCUGAUGAAGAACUAGUUCCAGAAAAUUUCUGGUAAUAUAUAGUGUGUGAUAUACAUAUAUUCUGACUGACUUCCAGCAAAGGCAUUAGGCAUGUGAAUAGUAACAUCUUGACAAAUUGUUCACAAAUUAUAUUGCCUUAAUAAAGGAGUCCUUUUGAAGGAAACCUUUUGUAGAUUAGUCAAAAUAUUCUGAAAUAAUGUGUGCUUUCAGAAGCUUCUUUCAGGGUUAAAAUUGGUCACUGUCUGAUGUGUUCUUAACUGCAGUGAGGAGGGGGUUGGGUUCAGCGUUUUUACAGUCGGUCAGACCCUAAACAAGCUAGUCAGUCAAAAGUUGUGCUUCUGAUCAGACCCACUGGUGGUGCUUGAAAUCUUUGAAGAUUAGUUUUUUAAUUUAGAAGCUUUUCAUUGAGAAUGUAAGUUGCAGAUUUUUGUUUCCAAUUACUAAUUCCAUUUUUGUCUAGUGAAUGGUAAUUUUUUACAACCAUGUGUGUAUUUUUGCUCACAAUACAUGAUUGUCCCAAGUACACUAGUUAUAAUUUUCUGGGUGAAAUUACUUUUAUUUAUUGGAUUUCAAAUUGUGAAGCAAAGCAUCUUUAUACAGAAAUAUCUUCAUGGAAAGAAUUAGAUAUAAAAGAACACACAACUUUUGAUUUAUAGCAGGUCUUUGGUCUACAGAAAGCCUUUCAGCUGGAAUUUAAUUUUUUUCUUCUCCAUGGUUCAAGUUUUUUUUACAUCAUUUAGAUGUGCAAGAGGCUUUCAUUCUGCACCUGUAGUUGGUAUUUUCUUUAUAUGGAAAAAGAUUUUAAAACUUAGUUGUUACUUUAUUUUAUUUGACAUUUGUUAAAACAUUUUUUUGACUUUUUCAAGUAAUUUGUUAUGUUUCUUAUAUGUAUACCCAAAGCAAUGAAGGAAAAACUACGAACAUAAAUAUCCAGAAGAGAAUUUUCCAUUCCAUAGAAAAUUACGUUCACUGCCGUGUUUGUUCCAGUUUUAGGCUUGGGACUUUUUAAGCUUAAACAAUUUCUCAUGACUUUCUAGCUUUCUUGGGGACUGAGAACUUUAUAAUAAGUCUUAGGCCUUUUAUAAAAGAUGUGAAUUUACAGUAUGUAAAUAUUUGUAACUUGAGAAACAUUCCUAUGUGUAUGAAAGUAUUACCUCUACAGUUGCACAAACCCCUCAGGCUAGCUCUAUGCUGUGGAAUUUUAACCAAAAGUGGUGUGGUUUAAUAUGAUGAUAAUAAGGAUGCUAAUUUCAUUUGCAGGAAUAACAAUAACCCAUUAAAGAUCUUGUUAAUGUAGCAGCAAUGGGGUAGAGCUGGUUUUGCUAUUAUUUGCCAGUGCAAGUGUUGGUGUUUUGCCAAUGUACUUAGUGAUCAGUCAUGUUCUUCAAAAGAUAGAUGAGUUCAGGUUCUUCUAUUCAAUCUCUGCAAGUGAUAUUGGAAAUUUUUUUAGCAUAAUUAUAAGAUAGCAACGUGGUAGUUAGGUUUGAGCAUUGCUGAAAUUUUUCUUCAAUCUGUCCCAGUUUCGGCAACCUCCUCCUUAUACUGAGAAUACACACAUCACAGUGAUAAAAUUAAAGCUAUUAAUUACAGUAAUUGUUUCAAUUGAUGAUGCUUAUGGUUUCUUUGUUUCAGAUUUGUAGUAUUUUUUUUAUAGUCCUUUGCUUCUAGAACUUGGAACUGUGCUCUACUCAUUGUCUCCAAGGUGUUAUAAUCUGUCUCUUUCAUGGGCAGUUCUGUAUCUCCCAAGGAGAAAAGUAUCACCACUAUUGUCAUAAUUUUUGUAAAAUAAAGUUGACCUAUAUAAGGAAUGUUUUGUCUGGUCUCCUAGAGGCUUGUUAAGUACAACAACCUUUACAGAAUGACCAACAAAUUCAAGGGUUAUGUUCUUCAAUCCCUCCUUCCUUCCCAGAUAAAAUCAUAAGGAUUUGUGAGAUAUUUUACAGUGUGAUUUUCCCCUUUAAAUGAGUUCUAGUUUUUUAAUGGAAAAUUUUACACAUGGCUCGCAGUAACAGUAAAAGCUUUUUCCCAGAGGCACAAUUUGCAUCCUGGUUCAUAUUACAGUAAAGUUAGUGUCUUGAAUUGUAAUCGGAAGUGUUAUGUUAAAUAUACAUUUAUAUUUUUUUCUUUUCAAAUAUUGCUUCUCUAAUUCAGUAAAUCCCUGUAAGAAAUGCAGACAUUUAUGCUUUACUCAACAUAACUUAUAAAAUGGGACACCGAAUGAACCAGAAUGGUAAACACUUGAGAAAAAACUAUUCACACUAUAUUUGAACUUUACAUUUUGUAUCUUCCUUUGGGAUUGUUCACUAGCCAUGCAGUUAUCAACAUCUGUAUUUCAAGGAAAGCCAUUUUUAUGUGAAAUUUAAUCAUUGAAAAAUUCAAGUUACGUACCACAAUUUUAAAAGGUAGUAAUACUACUAAAUGGAAGGACCAAUAAGAAUUGUUUUCACUGAUCAACGUCAUGAGUAAACAACUCCUCAAGUACAUACCGUAGCCAAAGCAAAACAUUACCUUAUUGUCUAGUUUGAAUAGCAUUUAUAUACUCCUUGACUAAAACUAUAAAUAGGGUUGCUCAAGGAAUGAGAGGUAAUGUAAAAUAUUCAGAUUAAUUACAAAAAUGUGUGUAAGGUUUGUUUAUUUGAACAAAAAAUUCAAUGUUCCAUUGUUAUAACUCCUGAUCUCUUGUUUCAGUCAUGUUGACACUGUUUCAUUCCCACUACUGCCUAGUACUGUAGUUAAAAACCCUGGAUGUGUCAUACUCUCAGUAGAAGCCCCAUUUAUACUUUGUAUUCAUACUUUUUUUCUUGGCUUUUUAUCAUUGAAAGUGGUUUUUAGCAAUUAGAUUCUGAACCUGUCAUUUGUACACACGUAAUUGUCCCAAUGUCUGACUGCUGAUGUACCUUAUUUUGCCAGAGCUGUCAGCAUUUGCUUCAUGCUGUCAUAUAACUGGUAAAUGUGUUAGUAUAUUAAAAGGGGAAAAUUUUUCUAGUAUAUUUUUGUAUACAGAACUUGGUGAACUUUAUAAAAGUAUGAAUGUUCCCUCUGCUAAUUCUGACAAAAUAAAAAAAAUAUUUAAUA